Messenger RNA from Closterium sp. Naga37s-1, 741 nucleotides. NCBI's taxonomy places the organism in Eukaryota, Viridiplantae, Streptophyta, Zygnematophyceae, Desmidiales, Closteriaceae. The record is from the annotation of a GenBank genome assembly.
AUGGCGGGCAUGGGCGAUGGAUACGUGGGCACGGCGGCGGACGCGGUGCGGAUUCGGCGGCUGGAGAAGCAGCGGGAGGAGGAGCAGGCGAAGAUGGAGGAGCUGCGCAAGAAGUCGUCGCAGGGCCUGCAGGGGCUGCUGCAGUUCGGCACCGCCACCUCCGAGACGCUAGAGACGGCGUUCAAGAAGCAGACGGUGGGGCUCGUCACGCGCGAGCAGUUCGUUGAGAAGAGGGCGACGCUGCGCAGCAAGAUGGAGGAGGAGGAGCGAGAGGCCAAGCAGCGACAGGCAGACGACGAGGAGGAGAAGCAGAUGGAGAAGCGGCGGAGGCGGCGAGCAGCAGCGCCCACGGCCAAGCUCUCGUUCCUGGACGACCUGCAAGACGAGGAGGAGGAGGACGAGGGCGAGGAUGGGGAGAAGGAGAACGGGGGGGAGCAAGAGGCAAGAGCAGGGAACGGGGCGAGCAGGGGUGGCGGGGGGUCAGCAGCGGGGGAGGUGCGGAAGAAGGCGAGGAUGAGCAAGUUCGGCAAGAACCCUUUCGUGGAGACCAGCUUUUUGCCCGACAGGUGCGGUGCGCGCAGAGGGGAAGGCGGAGGGGAGGGCAGUGAGGGGGGCGCGGUUGCGGAGCAGGAGGGUGGUUGCGGAGCAGGAGGGUGGUUGCGGAGCAGGAGGGUGGUUGCGGAGCAGGAGGGUGGUUGCGGAGCAGGAGGGUGGUUGCGGAGCAGGAGGGUGGUUGCCUAA